UUGAAAGAUUGAAAGAAAAAAAUGUAAAAUAGGCCGAGCCCAAUCAACCUCUAAAAUUAAAAACUUAAACCUUAAAUCUUAAACCCUAACUCACUGUUUUAUCUUCUUCUUUUUUCUUCUAAAACAUACAAUAGACACAACAUCCUCAAACCCGUCGAGGAACUGCGAAAAAUGGUGAAGUACUCAAGGGAGCCUGAUAACCCUACAAAGUCUUGCAAAGCCCGGGGUUCAGAUCUGAGGGUUCAUUUUAAGAACACCAGGGAAACAGCUCAUGCAAUUAGGAAGUUGCCUUUGGGAAAGGCUAAAAGGUACCUUGAGGAUGUUCUUGCUCACAAGCAAGCAAUUCCCUUUCGACGGUUUUGUCGUGGAGUUGGUCGUACUGCUCAAGCAAAAAACCGCCAUUCAAAUGGUCAAGGACGAUGGCCUGUCAAAUCAGCUAAGUUUAUCCUUGAUUUGCUGAAAAAUGCAGAGAGCAAUGCAGAAGUUAAAGGUCUUGAUGUGGAUGCACUAUAUGUUUCCCACGUCCAGGUGAAUCAAGCUCAGAAGCAGAGGCGCCGUACCUACCGUGCUCAUGGAAGAAUUAAUCCAUACAUGUCAUCACCCUGCCACAUUGAGUUGAUUUUGUCUGAAAAGGAGGAGCCAGUUAAAAAGGAGCCUGAGACACAGUUGGCUGCAAGGAAAUCCAAGAGCUCAUAGGCGUGUGGUGCUGUUUGUUCUUGAAAGUAGUGACUUCAGAAUGUUUGCAUCAUUUGUUUGCUUUAAUUUCUAUCAUCGUGUAAUCAAUUUUGUGGUACACAAUUUUACUUUGAGACGCCUCUAUGAUAUUAUUAGUCAUCAUGUUAUUAAUCAUU
Molecule: messenger RNA, 851 nt
Organism: Gastrolobium bilobum
Lineage: Eukaryota; Viridiplantae; Streptophyta; Magnoliopsida; Fabales; Fabaceae
Product: large ribosomal subunit protein uL22y-like
Exons: 7
Coding region: 172-696 (174 amino acids)
Biological process (GO): cytoplasmic translation
Cellular component (GO): ribosome; cytosolic large ribosomal subunit
Molecular function (GO): structural constituent of ribosome
Source: RefSeq, a predicted model, not a curated record